Messenger RNA from Paramacrobiotus metropolitanus, 2198 nucleotides. Its product is annotated as probable G-protein coupled receptor B0563.6. The record is from RefSeq and is a predicted model, not a curated record. The transcript is spliced from 5 exons. Gene Ontology annotation, cellular component: plasma membrane. Gene Ontology annotation, biological process: G protein-coupled receptor signaling pathway. Bases 689 to 2131 code for a protein of 480 amino acids. Lineage: Eukaryota; Metazoa; Tardigrada; Eutardigrada; Parachela; Macrobiotidae. Gene Ontology annotation, molecular function: G protein-coupled peptide receptor activity.
GAUUUGCAGGGACAUGAAAGAAGAAGUAUGUAAUGCGGUGUCCCUGCAUGCCGUACCGCCAGACCGGAAAUCUUAACUAACAUAUCAGUCAAUCACCAGCACAAAAGGCUUCCGGUGUGAACUCAUCCCUAUCAGCGGCGACCAGGGAUCCAUCACUGCAUAUGCGCCUCCGCCGUAAUGGAUAUCGUAUGUGCGCACUGCGCACUCCAGCCUUGAUGAUUCUGCGGUACACACGCCUGGCACUGUGAUCCACGGUAGAAAUUGGAUUACCGGCUUGACCGUUAUUUUGGCAAAACAGAGUAGCAUGUUGGGUUGUGUAUGUGUUCCCCGGCGUUCAGAGUGGCUUGGCACAAUUGCAAACGAUUUCAUGUGUUUCAUGUGUCUUAAAUAAGCGUCGCGCUGGCACCCAUUCGGCAAAUCCAGGCGCUCAUGUUAUUUGCGCUUGGCGGAAAAAAAGGAUCUGAAAAGUUUUUAUCAGGAGGAUUAAUCCAUGCUGUGAGUUUGUAUUUUCCGGUUUACUGUCGACUGAUGUCACUUUCGCGCUCGCUGCUAUUCGGGACGCGUAUGUGUGUGUAUCGAUUUGUGCUGCGCGUAUGUAACCCACAAAUAAACUGAUAAAAUGCUUUAUUUAUGGGAGUAUGAUGAUAUGCCGAUAUUAUCAUGAUACGGACAUCCGAUCAUAACCAUUAUGACCAACAAUACCACACAUGCGUACCAUGGUUAUUUCGUUACACCACAAGGCGUUUUCGGUGGCAUUGCCGUGCCGAAAUACUAUACAUGGGAAUUACGGGAAGAUGACUGUCAUCGUGUACAUAAUGUCACUAAUCAGAUUGUGCCGACAGUAUAUAUUGCCGUCGUGAUGAUUCCCGUUUUUCUGGCCAUGUGUACCGUGGGGAAUAUAUUAAAUUUGUGGAUAUUAAUUCACCAUUGCCAAAAGGGAGUUAAGCAAGUAUUCUUACUGGGAAUGGCUAUAUCGGAUAUGACCAUCAUGUGGCUUUCGUUUCUGCGUUAUUUGAUAUUGUACAGCAACAUUUUGGGAAUCUUUUUGCCCGACCAUCCACUUCUUUUGGGAAGCUACGGCGCCUUGACGUGGCUGCAGUAUGCUGUAUGUUACGUCACUGACUGGAUUCUAAUAUUUUUCUCUCUGGAGCGAUUGAUAGCGUUCCGCUUCCCGCAUCGGCAUGAUAAAGUGAGGAAGAAACGCAGCGGUACGGUGUGGCUACUCGUUGGAUUCGUGACCACGUCGCUCGUCAUUACGUGCGGCAUUCUGGUGUGGUUCUACCAUUGGUGGUGGUAUCAUGAAGAUAAAGGCGUCUACGUACAGCCGGAGUGGGUUAUUACAUGGAUCAGAAACCAACAAAGGGUCAACAUCAUAUUCCCGAUUCUCGUGUCAAUCUCUUUGCUCAUCACCAAUGCCUGGUUAUUGGAUUAUCUGAAAAAACAGCUAAAUGCCGGUCGGAAUCUGCAAGCCGUCAGCUUUAUGUCACGCACCGGCGAUUUCUUCCGGAGUCAUACGCGUCGUCACGACAAUCUGACCCGGAUGCUGAUUGGCUGCGUGAUGGUGUACUUCAUCACACAGAUUCCUGCCGUCAUUCACAACACUCUCGACCAUCUAAGCCAUGCACCGUAUUGCUGGUUUGAUCUCACCGGUUUGCACUACGUUGACCCGGUCAUCUCGACGCUGGCGCUGCUGAACUACAGCGUAAACUUUCUUGUGUAUUGCGGGGCAUCGCAUAAAUACCGCCAACUGUUCUACCAUGUGAUACGGCAAGGCUCCAUGGUCAUCAUACGGAAAUCCCGCGGACCCCCGGGCCGAAUUCCUCAAAGUCCUAGCAUGCUGUUUUCGCCCAGAAGGGAUACAUUGCGAAGAGUUUCCAGGCUCAGUCAGGCUGGCCAUAGUGAUCUGGAUGGCCCACCAUCCGUUUUGUUGUCAUCUGUACCGUCCAGGCGAGCAUCGGUGGAUCCAACGCCAUUGGGCAGUGCGACCGUCAACGCCAGUGGUCAGAAUGGAGACGGCAUUGUCGGGCUGCAUCCGCUAUACUCGCCACGCAGGAGCUCGGUGCCGCCGUAUAAUCCAGCGCAAUCUCCUAAUCUGUUAAACACUAGGUCGUUUCGGAAUCGUAUACAAUGAGUGACCUUUCUGUUUGUAUGACAAGGGCCAUGCAUUUACACGUUUAGUGGUAUAAUGGUACAAUUUA